AAUUGACAAAAAUGGAAAGCAGUUCAAAGUAUGCAAUGGAGAUCCUCUCCAAAGAGCUUGAAAGGCUCCAGACCCAAGAUGACAUCGGCGCCUCCAUCGGCCUUGUCGAUGACGAAGACCUGUUCAACUGGAAUGUGAUCUACGAAGGGCCUUCGGACACUCUGUAUGAGGGUGGAUUUUUCAAAGCUUUGAUUAAAUUUCCCGAAGACUACCCGAACAACCCUCCCGAAAUGAGGUUCGUGACCGAGAUGUGGCACCCGAACAUUUACCCUGAUGGCAAAGUGUGCAUUUCGAUCUUGCACCCACCAGGCGAAGACGAGUUCAACGAGCAGGAGUCUGCCGAUGAAAGAUGGAGGCCCAUUCUGGGUGUAGAAAGCAUUUUGAUAUCAGUGAUUUCGAUGCUGAAUGAUCCGAACUUGGACUCACCUGCGAACAUCGACGCGGCAAAGCAGUUUAAAGAAGAAAGAGAAGCCUACGAGAAAAAGGUAAAGAAGCUUACCCAAUUAUCGGUCGAAAUGCUAUAAGCUUAAGUAGAAAAUGUGUUAAUCCGGGGCAAUGUGGCACUAUCUAUUGUUAUCGACAGUUUAGGCUGUAUAUAAUAAAACCUCCGUGAUAACUUUAAUUCUUGUUAAUCAGCUCAAACUCUUUC
This is a messenger RNA of Moneuplotes crassus, 649 nucleotides long. The record is from the annotation of a GenBank genome assembly. NCBI's taxonomy places the organism in Eukaryota, Ciliophora, Spirotrichea, Euplotida, Euplotidae.